AUCUAUCCGUACAUUCCUGUAGACAAUACGUAGGCACGUAAAUCUCCCAUGUAUAUGUAUACGUGCAUUAAUUUUUUACGUAUGUAUGCGUAUACGAAUUUCGCACAACACAUCGGAGAAAUUCUGUUCGACGUGUGCUUGUACAAUAUUUUUAGUUUGGACAUUAAUACACGUGUAACGUGGUAGCAUAUGCAUGCUCGUGCAUGUGUAUAAAAUUAUCUGUGGAAAACAAAAUUCCGUUUUAUUGUAACCAUUUACUCUAUUCUCGUUCACUAGCCUGGUUGUCGUUGAAACGUUCUCGCGAAAGAUUUUUUGGCGAGUAGUAGAAUUUUUCUGUCACUGGGGGGAUUCUCUUAUUUUGUGUGUUAUUUCUCUUUGUGGAGGAACUGCGAUGGUAAUUGUGUAUUUGUAAUAGAACGCGCGACAUCGAUCGGACCGAUUUCCGUUUCGGAGUUCCGCGUAUAUUUACGAUAUUUGAUUAGAACGAAUUGUUUCAUGGUGUUUGUUAGUGCGCGUGUCAACCAUUCAUAAUGCAUUCGAGUAUCGAAUAUUAUUUUGCGACAAGUUGUAGUGUUGGAUCUCCAUUGGCAUGGAGCUAGGAGCACAUUAAUAGUGAUAGUCUACAAGAUCUUGGUUUCUAUGCAUUGCCUGCCAAAGAAGAACUGAGCCCAAUGUUUCCACACAAUUCUAGUUCACAUGAGAUUUCUACAGAAACAAAUGCCUUCGUACAAAAUUCCAUGGGGGAUGCAGUAGUAUUAGGGAAAAACAGUCCGAUAGGGGUGGGGAAGGGAAAAGAAUCAGAAAAUGCUAGGUACUGUGAUAUCGAAUUCAUAAACAACAACACGAUGGUAAAACCUAUUAACCAUCUUGGAAAUACCGCCGCCAAUGACUUUUUAACCGUCCUGUUGAGCCAAACUGGCAAGUCCAUCUUGACCAGUCGAGGCCCGACCUGCCAGUCAGUGGCGUCGUCAACCACAAUACACCCAACAAAAAAUCACUUUCUAACUUACGAUAAUAAUAAUAAUCCUACACUAAAUAAUCGCUCAAGACGAGCCGAACAUAAUCAUCAAGAUGAUCGAAAAACAACAGUUAAUGCAACAACAAAAAGAAAACAACCGGGCUCGCCCGGAAAACAAAAACCGGGCAGCUCCGCCAAUAACUCUAAGUCUAUAUCUAAGACACUAAGUGAUAAUAAGAUUAGCUGUAGCGUAUUAAACAUUAGGGUACUAAAUAUAAGCAUAAAUCUACGAUUAACAGGGGAUAAGUGCGCAAUCGGUGAAGGGGUACCUAGCCUAGUUAGGAUACCCAAGUCUGAUCGCCCCUCAUCAGGCCACUUCUCUCUCGACUCUCUUGACAAUUACUCCUUACUAGGGUCCUGCCUUCAUCCGGGCAAAUACAAUAACAUUAAGUCUAAUUCUAGCUUCGUAAGUAAUAAUAACGAUAACUACAAGUCUGUGAUAUUGCUCAGCUCAACCAGUAACCAUUAUUUCCUCUGCGUCGAAAUGGACAGUGGUGCGAUCGCAAUGAGACUAGGAGCCCGUUUCAAUCCACUCAGAUUCUUAGCGAACUCUUCUUUCGACGGUUUAUUGUUACACAAAUCGUUUCUUUUUCAAUCGCAGGAUGAACACCGUACAAUUAUGUAUAUAUCCUCGACGAGUGAUCGGAUCAUUAAAAUUAAGCGCUCUUCGGCGGGAUUCAUGAUUAAAACGAAACUCGUCCCUCGUGAUUUCGAUCAAGAAGGAUCGCGGGAAUCGUCUUUGAUAUGUUUAAUUAAAUUUGUUUUCGAUCACGUUAAUAUCCCGAAGUGCGUAUCACCGUGUCAAAAUCAAAACAUGGCCGAAUUUCUCUGUAUCGAAAUGGAGUUCGAAAACCUACAAAACAUUGCAAACGAUACAUCGCGUGAUUUAACAUUUGACGAUAUUCCUUUAGCCGAUAUUAAUCAAGAAAUUCUAAAAUUUCUAUUCACAUAUCUAUUUUUGAAAAACGAAUCUCGCCUUCUGUUCAGCCUGGGUAUCGCGAGGGAGUUGUCAAACGAAGUUAACUUCUCGUACGGGGAAUUGGAGCGACAACCUUCGCGCGUACUUAGCGAUCUUCUCUUGAGUAGCGCGUUCUCAAAAGUCAACAUUUCGUCCAUGAUAAUCGAAUUUUUUCUUGGGGACACUAACGAUACGAAUAAGGAAUACUUGGAGAAUGUUACGUCGUACGAUAUAUCUGAUGUUAACAAUAAUAUCGCGCUGGCACACAUUGAGGAAAACUAUGUAAAAAUAUCAAAGUUGCCUUUAAAUUUCGUGAUGCUAAAGAAAGUUAAAUUAAGUGAUAGAUCGUCGAACGAAGAAUCAGAUUCGAUUAAGGAAGGGAAAAACGUGGCCACCAGUUCUUCCAUUACGCUUAUCGUUCCCGGAAACGAGCUAACUGACCAGCCUCUGCGACCUCUCCCAUUGAGAAACGCGCCGAAACGCGCACAAUCCUCUCCUCCAUGGCUCGACCUGGUCGCGAGCGAGCUGACGCAACGCGCAUGUGUUCCAUUCUCGUUAGAUCGUAAGCUUUAUGUGGUUAAAUUUAGGUAUAAGGUGAUAUGCGAUUUUAGUAUUAUGUGGAAGGGGAUACCGAGCCACGAGACUAGCUACGAAAGGACACAUCUCGAUGUCCACUACUCAAACGUUACUUUCAACACGAAUGUGAGAACAUUGGCCCGCAAACCUCAAGAUUUUAUCACGACGAAGCCAUAUUCGGAGAUCGAAACACUCUCAAACAACCACGGAACAACAAAUCGUGAACUUGUCAACUUCAAUAAACAUAUUCCAGCAUCUCUCAGCAAACCAUCGGCAACGGUAUCGACAACGACGAUUUAUUGUAAAACUUGGACUGGACUGUUCACGGAAAUAAUUGCAAACAUAAACAGCGACGAUUCGACCUCAAACACGCAAACAUUGGAAAAUUUAUUAAACGCAACCACUUGGAAGAAGCCGAGCGAUAGAAUUUUGGUCUCCAUCGAUACAUCUGCACGAAAUUCGUACUACUCGUUUCCGUAUGAAAUCUUUGGCGCGGCGUAUUCGAAAGCCUCGACUUUGACGAAGGAAUAUCCAAACGCUUGGUUCGUAAUAAGAACAUCGGAAACAAUAAUUUUGAAUAUAAAUGAAAGGAUGGCGGAGAUGUUGUCCUGGGGAAUUAAUAGUAUUAGUAACGUGGCAACAAUUACUGUUGGUGCUCUUUCAUUUCAGGAUAAUGUUAAGUCUAACGAGCCCGUGGGCGCUUAUUUCGCGAACUAUAGGUACCCGGGGUCGUGCGUGCGUCUGGACCCUGGGUUUGUUAAGUCUCUUUCUAAGUCUACUAUAGGGGAUAGAUAUAGGGUUAAGGGGGAGAACCAAGCCGAGUUCGCUCUCUACAUUCCUACUACGACUACCUGCAAGCCUACGAUGACGCUUAAACGCCAAUCUGCAUCCCGAAUAAUCGGUGUACCUGGAUCUCGGCCGAAAUACUUCGAGACAUUAUGGCCCGACCAAAUGCACACUCCUCACGAUUUUUAUGACAGUCUGCCGAAGUGUUUAACGAGAUAUCGCAAUGAUUCUCUUCCUGGGGGCGAAUACAAAGAAGACUCAUUGGGAUGUUUCGACUGCUUUAACGAACAAAUCAUACGCCGAAAUGCUGCUAAGAAUGUUGACCGUAAUCAACUGGAAAUGAUCAAAUAUCGUACCGCCGUCUAUUUGCAUGGCGAUCGACAUGCUAAAGCAGGGCUAUCUCGUUUACGUGGAUUUGAGGGGUAUGAUUAUUGCCAAGAUAUGCGCGAGCUAAUAGAAGGGAAUGUUUCUAUUGUUUCAUCGUACUCUAGUUCACCGAAACGAACGAGGUUAAGAUAUCAAGUUUUUAUCGACGUGAUGAAUGAAAACGUUUCUCUAGAAAAUCUCUGUGAUGUAUAUCGAUUUAAAGAGACGUACAAAAUACACCAAAUUAUCGGAUUUGAUGUUGAGAAUAUUUUCGCUGGAAGUCCGAUCAAUUCUAAUCAAAUCGCUCUUAUCAGUUCGAUGUUUCAAACUGCCCAAUACAUUGACAAUGAAGGAUUUAAUGUAAAUUCCCCGGAUACGAAGAAGAUGGCCGUAAUUGUGAUAAACCUCCGCGAUUGCGAUCAAUUCGAAGAAUGUCAAACUCAUGUCUGUGCAACGAACAGCCAGUGCUUCGAUGGAGAGAGGAUUGCCUCAAAUCGAACGGAAUAUAUCAUGCCUGCGGGGAACGCGAUUUCCGUUGAUACGGAAAACAAAGAAAUCUCUGCGAGCAACUCCAGCCGAGGCCACCUCAUCGAUUGCGCAAGGAAUCUCAUUGCAGCGUCCGUAGGGGUUUCCAAAGAUGCUUUACAAGCUCUAAAAUAUGAUCUUAAACGCGUGUUAACUCUCCUUUUCGGAUCGAUCUCCAAUAUAGACGAUCCCAGUCUAGAGUACAGGAAGAGGUGGGGGAUUUCCAACAUACUUAGACUAGCUGGCGGUGGUGAAAGUUCAUUGAACAAUGGUGGAGCUGCAAAUUGGGGUUCUGCGCAGACCAGCGCUACAAAUAAUAAUAAUAGCAAUCAAUCCACGUGGGGAGGGACUUCAGGGAAUCCUUCUGGGAACAGUGGGACAACUGGAAAUUGGUCUGGGAACAAUGUAAAUAGAUCUGCUGCUGGCAAUCCAACGAAUCAAAAUCAAGGACCACUCAGUGGACAAAACGUUCCGGGUAACGUAAAUAAGAUGAAUAAUCCAAAUCAGCAAGUGAAUCAACAAUCAGGCCCACCGACUUCUCAAUCAAGCAGUACAAAUCAGGGUGGUCAGAACAAUAACCAAUGGUCGCACGGUAAAUCCAAUUCUGGAGGGCCUGGCCAAAACCCUUCUGUCCCAAAUAAUAACAAUAAUUCAGUGCAACAACAACAGCAACAGCCGCCAAACUCCAGUAGCAAUAAUAAUCAGACGAAUAAUCAGGCGAAUAAUCCUGCUCAGGGAUCCGUUAACAGUAGUAAUACACCUGCUAGUAAUAAUCCUUCGACAAAACAACAACUGGAGCAAUUGAACAUUAUGAGGGAAGCACUUUUCAGUCAAGAUGGCUGGGGACGUCAACAUGUGAAUCAGGAUACAAACUGGGAUCUUCCCACAACUCCAGAGCCUAAUACGACGAAAGAGGCAGGUCCUGUGUGGAAGCUGCCAGUAAAUACCGGUACAGACCUAUGGGAAACCAAUAUCAGAAACGGUGGUCAACCACCGCCUCAACAACAACCAAAAACCCCUUGGGGUCAUACUCCAGUCACAAACAUUGGUGGAACUUGGGGCGAAGAUGACGAAGCUGUCGAUUCGUCAAGUAUGUGGACCGGCGCUCCUACAUCUUCCCAACCAAACACUGCCGCUGGACAAUGGACAACCAGUACCGGUAAUCAAACCGGUAUGUGGGGAGGAUCUAAUUGGGGUGACCCAAGAAUCGACCAUCGAGAUCCUCGAGAUCUUCGUUCUGUCGACCCCAGAGAAAUGCGAGAUCCUCGUGAUCACAGAAUGUCCUUGGAUCCUCGAGAGCACAUACGUGUGAUGGAUCCAAUGGCUCGAGAUCCCAGAAUGGCGGACAUGCGCGGGGAUCCUCGAGGAAUUUCUGGAAGAUUGAAUGGCGCCAGCGCGGACGCCAUGUGGGGCCAACCACCAGGUCCUCCGCAUCAUCAGAUGGGACAUCAACAUCCUUCGGGACCACCGGCAAAGAUGUUGAAUCCUUCGAGUAUAAAUCAGUGGGUUGCCCCGCCGCCAAAAGAUAUUAUGCCUGGGAAACCAUCAGGCUGGGAAGAACCUUCUCCACCUACGCAAAGAAGAAGUGUUCCGAAUUAUGACGAUGGCACUAGUUUAUGGGGAAAUGCUGCAGCUAAUCAGAGGACUAUACCUGGAAGUAAAGUUUCUCAUUGGAAGGAUCUUCCGACUCCAAAUGUAGCAAGAGGAGGAAUGCCGUGUCCCCCAGGUAUGCCGCAAAACAGAAUGCCAGGUCAACCUGGAAUGAAACCAGACGUUAGUGGACCAAUGUGGGGUCAUCCUGGUGCUCCCGGCGGACGAAAUGGUAGCUGGAGCGAAGGACCACACGACACAGGUUCAUGGGAUGAUCCAAAAACGCCAAGUACCUGGAACGAAGCUCAGUUAAAUCCUGGCACUUGGGGUGGACCUAGUGCGCACAAACCCAAACCUAUGGGACCCGCUGUAAGCUGGGUUGAUACUGAUAUGGAUCAUUCUCCUAGUUGGGGUCAUCCUACAAAACCUACUCUUACAAAGGAAGUUAUAUGGAAUAGCAGGGAAUUUCGAUAUCUCUGUGAUUUAGGAUUUAAAAAAGAUGAUGUGGAACUGGCACUGAGAAAUCGUGAAAUGAAUAGAGAGGAAGCUUUAGAACUUUUGAGUCAGUUGCGGCCUUCAGAUCAAUGGAGAAGACAUGAUGCACACUCCACCUAUGAUCCUGCUAAUCAAGCUACAACUGCACCAGCAUAUCCUAGAUUUAAUCACGUCGCACAGCAGAUGUCUUUUCCUCCGGGUGCUGGUGUCGCAAGUGGAAAUACAACCAGUAGUGUAGGAGGAUCAGUUGCUAGCGCAAGUCUAUUAAAGCUACAACAACAGCAACAACAAACUGCUGUUCCGUUGCAACAACAGCAACAACAGCAGCCUGGCGGCAAUGCACCGCAGCCACCUUUCAAUCAGGCUUCUAGAACUCCUCAAAAUCAACCAAGUACUCAACAGCUGCGCAUGUUAGUGCAACAAAUUCAGUUAGCCGUCCAAGAAGGUUACUUAAAUCAUCAAAUUCUAAAUCAACCACUUGCACCUCAAACUUUAAUACUUCUGAACCAAUUAUUGCAACAAAUAAAAGUUCUGCAGCAACUUCAUCAGCAACAUUCGGUGCAAAGUACAAUGAAGGGUAAUGGCCAAUCAGUUCUGCAGAUUAGUGUACAAAUUACAAAGACAAAGCAGCAAAUCGCGAAUUUACAAAAUCAGAUUGCUGUACAACAAGCUACUUACAUGAAGCAGCAACAACAGCAGCAACAACAACAACAGCAACAACAGCAACAGCAACAACACCCAGUGCCACCGUCUCAGAGCUCGGAAUAUUAUAAAAGCUCUGUGCAUGAUCCCAUGUCUGCACUGCAAAACAGUUUUACAGAAUUGACUAUGAACAAGGAGCCCCCAAUCAGUCAGCAACAAUCAAGGCUUAACCAGUGGAAGUUACCUUCAUUGGACAAGGACGGAGAGUUAGUUUCGAAUGAAUUCUCGAGGGCACCAGGAACAACUAGUAAGCCAGCAGCAACAUCGGCUGGUUUGACACAAUCACACAGUAGUCCUAACAUGAAUCCUUUGUUGGGUCAAGGAGAUGGUACAUGGUCAACCAGACUCGGAGACAGUGGGUGGCCAGAUCCAGGCAAUACGGACUCCACUGACGGAAAGGAUUGGCAGCCAACUGGUGCAGCUGCUUUCACUGACCUUGUGCCUGAGUUUGAACCUGGCAAGCCGUGGAAGGGUACCCAGAUGAAAAGCAUCGAGGAUGAUCCAAGCAUUACUCCCGGUUCAGUGGUCCGUUCACCACUGUCUUUAGCAACGAUCAAAGAUCCGGAUGCUCUUUUCUCUUUAAGUAGCAAAACGUCUCCACCGCCGCAACAACCUACCAAUCUUGAUACUUCGAUACCAAGUUUGAGUAAUUCUACAUGGACAUUUAAUCCACCUACUACUACGCCGAGUGCAUUAUUUACCAGCUCAAAAAACACUUGGGGCGAGUCUGCACCACCGCCGACUGCGGUCACGUCGGAACUCUGGGGAGCCCCAAUGAGUAAAGUACGUGGUCCACCGCCAGGCCUGAGUAGCAAAGCCACCGGAAAUACGAGCAACGGCUGGGCAGGCUUCGGCACUGUCGGUAGACCGUCUAGUUCUUGGGGCUUUCAAUCAAGCACAAACGCUGGCUGGGUUUCCACUUGGUUACUACUGAAAAAUCUGACGCCUCAAAUCGAUGGUUCUACGUUGAAAACCCUUUGUAUGCAGCACGGCCCUGUUCAGGACUUUCGCUUAUACCUUAAUCAUGGAAUUGCAUUAACCAAGUAUUCGUCAAGAGACGAGGCUAUCAAGGCACAAGGUGCUCUAAACAAUUGCGUCCUGGGCAACACGACAAUUUUCGCAGAAUCGCCAGCCGACAGCGAGGUACACACUCUCUUGCAACAACUAAGUCACGGAGGUCAACAGCAAGCUGGAGCAACAGCUGGAGCAGGCUGGGGCUUGCGACCAUCGAACAAAACUGGUCCUCCACCCGACACCUGGGCCGGUAGUUCCAGUCAACUGUGGGGUGCUCCACCGAGUAGUAAUUCUCUUUGGAGCAACGCUGGCAUCGACAGCAACGAUCAACAACGUGCUACGCCCAGUUCUCUGAACUCGUACUUACCCGGAGAUCUUCUGGGAGGUGAGUCGAUGUAGAGUGCCGCACGGAGGAGCGGUAUCACUCGUGCGACGACCAAGCAUUCUUCUUCACGAUACGUCAAUUAUAUUGCGCAUUGUCAGACAGACGAGCCGGUUCUCACGAAUAAGUUACUUAAAUCAGUGUCGCAUAUGCGUGCAGCCUGAUACAACAAACGUGAUUCCGGCGUUAAUAGGGAUCUGAUUUGAUUUUUUUUUUGUUUUGUUUGUUUUCAACGGAAGUUUGAAACCGGGAUUUACGGAGGAGGGGGAAAUACUAUGAAUUUUAAGGCUUUCGGUGUGCGCCGUGUUUUGUUGACGGUUUAGGGUAGCACCGUCUACAUUUAACGACGCGCGUAAAUUGUGUUAUUAUUACGCGUACUAUGUUGUUUUUAAACCUUCAAUUAGUAUUAUCAUUGUAUUGCUUAUGUUGCAACAUUGGUGUUUCGGUAUUUUAAGAUAAUACUAAUUUCAUCCAAUGAUAACGCGCGUAUGUAUGUACGAAAGUGCACAUACACGCACCAUUUUUUUUCGAUAGACACAGUUUUAUGAAGUUUCAAUUAUUGAAUUAGUAUUAUUCUUUCUGUGCAGGUCGCGUUUUUAUUAAUAUAUGUUUCAAUGAUAAUUCUUUGCUAAUAUUCCGUUUAUUCAGCAAAUAUGUAUUAUUAGUAUGUUUCACUGUUUAAGUUGGUACCUUCGGUAUAUGCUACAUUCUUCGAUGUUUUUAAUUUUUCCUCAAUUUAGUUAUUACUGCGCGCGCAUAUUUCUAUAGUGCAAGUGUUCGAUGAUCACUGGAUAUACGCUGUAGUAUGCUAGAGAGACCCUCAUCUGAAAAUUGAAUACUGUGUUGCAUUUUUCAAUAUUUAGUAUAUUCGGAUCUGUUGUUGUUUUAUCUAGUAAUGCUACUGAUGCCACAACAUGCGUAUUUUUUUUCAUACGCGUCAUAUUUAAUUAUUGCAUAUUACUAUAUUUUAAUUCGUAAAUUAAUAUAACUGAUACAACGUUGUAUGCGCGUUGUCUUUGUCCAAUGUUUAAAUCUAUUGAUACGUGCAAAAUUCGUAUUCACAAUAACUGUUCAUAACAUUAACUGAAUUUUAAAUAUUAUAUUGGUGUGCGUUACAAUUUUGCUUCAAUUAUAGUAUAUCUAUCGUAUACAAAAAAAAAAGUGCGCGCGCAUGUGAUUAAUACUAAACAUAUUAACGCGCAAAACAGUUUCAUUAAAAAAUAACAUCAAUUUCAACUCCUGUUGUGUAUUUUGGGAAUUGAAGCACAAACAAUAGAAAAGUUACAAAAAAAAAAGAAAAGAAAAAAAAGAAAACUAUGCGUAUACACCGCAGCCAUUAGCUUUGAGAGAAUAAAAAAAAAACGUCGGCUGAUUUUUAAUGAGACGCUGCCAACGCUUUUUUUUUAAAGAAUGCGCGUGUAAGAAAGUAAAUUAUGAUUGAUGGUCUCACGAGUGUUCCACUUUUUUGCUCUGAACAGUUUCCUUUAAUUGAGACUGCAAUGCGUAUUAUAUAUCAAACGUAGACUGUACCAAUCUAAUCAAAACAGAAAAAGUGGCAAAGAGGAAUAAGAUAUGAAUGAAAUGAAAAUGAAAAAAAAAAAGGAAGAAAUAAGAAUGAAAAACUUCUUAAAGAAACUAAGCGAGGACCGCGUCGAUGCUACGGGCUAUACCUACCUCUUCCAUUAGCACCGGAGAUAGAGAAUCGACUUUUUAGUUGAAUUUUCCUUUCAGUUUAAACGUAAUGAUAGCAAGAAUGGCUUAAGUGAUUAUUCCUAAUAGAAUGCCAGCAAUAACAUGAACAACAAUCGUCGUUAACGAUGAUUAAACAUUCACUCAUGAAAUUGUAUUAAGUUUGACAAAAUCAACCAUUGCUACCAUUAUUCUUUUAGGAUACGUAACGUUAAUUAACAGUUAUCGAUGUGUUCAGCUACAUUAUUUGAGUCUCGACGAAUAUUUAAACAUUAGCGAUUCGACUAAAAACCGAUUCUUUAUCGACAAAUGCCCAGAAACCUUUAAAAAAAAAAAGGGGGUAGUAUAUCGGGGUCCGAGUUCUUGCGACGACAACAAAAACGAUACCAAAUGUUAUCGCAAUAACGUAAAUUUUAUUCUAUAUUAAAUCUAAAUGCCACCUGUCGUGCCAAUGUCCAGCGUGUCUCUUUACCAUUUACUAAUUAUAGAGUUAUAACGAAUAUGGCAAUUCGAUGUUUUUUCUCUAGCUAUCUUUGUCUGCCUGCCUAUCUGUGUGUCUGUCUCUAUCUUUCUCUAUUCUUUAUAAAGUGACUGGUAUUGAGGAGAAAUAAUUAUACCACUUCCCAUUGGUUGAUAUAAAUAAGAUAUUAUUAUCGGAAACGAUUCAUGCAUAUAUGUCUUAACAUCACGAUGAAAUUCUAAACGAAACUUUUCCUUUCGCGAAAACGUUUCGAAUUUUCGAGUCGAAGGUUUUAGUGACGAAAAGAAUUCAUUUUUAGAACCAUUUCAAUUUUUUUUCUUUUUUCGUAUGUUUCUUUUUUUUGUACUUCUACAAUUAGAAGUGUUAUCAGCAUGCGACAAAGAUUGUUCUUUCGUUCCGGUUUAAAUCCAGUCGGUACAGUGAAUCUAGUACAAUUAUAUUAGCUUUUUCGAUUGUUGGUUGUACAAGAUGUGAAAUAUACUUCCACGUAAUGUAAUUGAAUUUCUCACGCACCAGAAAAUAAGAGAAAGUUAACUGUCUUGUAUAUUUACUGCGGUGAUCUUUUGUGCUAUCGAAGGAGCGAAUCACAAUAUAGUUGUAAUUUUUAUUAGCGCCACGCAGAUAUUUUUUAACGAAUGAAGAAAGUUAUACUAACUUCUCCCUGUAACAGGUGACAGCUUAGUACCAUAUAACGCAGUACAUAUAACGAGUAUUAUGUUUAGGUUUAAAUUCGGUCCUAUUGGACUAAUUGCUUUUUCUAUGAAUAGCUUUCGUUAUCUAUUGUUGAGAAAUGGUAUGUUCUACGUCACUACGAUUUAAUUCUGAUUAGAUUAAUUAUUUAAAAAGAGCGAUACGGAAUUAAUCUCGAAAAUUCGAUGGAAUGAUCAAGACAAAAAAAAGAAACAAAGACAUUGAUGAUAGCGUAACUUUUUCUAAUUGGACCAUUGGGAGGGAGGUUCGAUGUUAAUAAGAAAAAAAAAAGAAAGAGGUGAAAAUGAGAUGUAGAAUUGAGGAUUAGGCGAAGCCUUAUGAAGUCUCAUCACCUCCUCCCCCUCCGUUGUGUGCGUGUGUGUACAUGGACGAUUUAUGCGGCAUCUUGUGCAUACAUGCAUAUGUGUAUAUGCGUCUGUCUGCGUGCAUGUGUGCGUGUAUGUGUAUGAUUUCAACGUCAAAGUACCUGAAUGGACUGAUAACCAUACCGAUGAAAAAAAAAGUGUUUAUUCAUUGCACAAUAUCUUUUUUCUAAUGUUUUGAAGUACACCGUAACGCCCUCAGGCCUGCAGUCUUGUUUAAUCCCAAGACUGACGCUCUUUUUCACAAUUUGCCAUUAAGCGGAUAAACGAAUUUGACGAUAACAAAAAAAAAAACAAAAAAAAAAAAAGAAGCGUGAAACUUUAACCUUCGAACCGCGUCAUCGAGUGUCGAUGCAAUUCAAAAUUUGUUUCGUUUUAACCGGGGAUUUGACUUAUUCGGGGCUGAUUACCGUUUGGGUAUUAACGAGUUCGAAUCGUUGCGUGCAUUCUGGAGUUUACUCAUACGUAAAAGUUACCGUGACUAGACAAAUUUCAGUCAUUAACGCUUGAUAAGUAAUCAAAUCGUUGGGAAGCUAAUUUUCUUAAAAUCCGAGAAAUGAGGUUACCACGUAAUAGCUAAUAUAAAUGAAGGGAUCAAAAAAUGAAAAAAAAUGGAUUUUGGUGAAUUUCGUACCGGGGGAGUCGUCUGAAAAAGAAAAAGAUUAAAA
Hylaeus anthracinus is the source of this 12323-nucleotide messenger RNA. It is a transcript of the gene gw, whose product is annotated as trinucleotide repeat-containing gene 6A protein. Gene Ontology annotation, cellular component: nucleoplasm; P-body. Gene Ontology annotation, molecular function: RNA binding; protein binding. Gene Ontology annotation, biological process: miRNA-mediated gene silencing by inhibition of translation; positive regulation of nuclear-transcribed mRNA poly(A) tail shortening. The record is from RefSeq and is a predicted model, not a curated record. NCBI's taxonomy places the organism in Eukaryota, Metazoa, Arthropoda, Insecta, Hymenoptera, Colletidae. The transcript has 16 exons. The coding region runs from base 672 to 8429 and encodes 2585 amino acids.